This is a messenger RNA of Racocetra fulgida, 1529 nucleotides long. Lineage: Eukaryota; Fungi; Glomeromycota; Glomeromycetes; Diversisporales; Gigasporaceae. The record is from the annotation of a GenBank genome assembly.
CUUUGAUCAAAAACCCACGAAUAUUAUUAUUAGAUGAAGCUACUUCUGCUCUUGAUACUGAAUCUGAGCGAUUAGUACAAGAGGCAUUAGAUAAGGCUGCUAUGAACAGAACAAGUAUAAUAAUAGCACAUCGAUUGUCAACUAUUAAACAUGCUGAUAAAAUAAUUGUUAUGAAAAAAGGUGAAAUUGUUGAAAUUGGACGUCAUGAUGAAUUAAUUGAUAAAAAAGGAGUUUAUUUUGGCCUUGUUCAAGCUCAAGAAUUAGAAACUAAAAAAACCGAAAAAAAAAUUAAUCAAGAUGAAGAAGAGGAACUUGAAUCAGCUCCUAGUUCUAAUGAUGAUACUACUAUUUUAAUAGAUGAAAAGAAACAUAAAUUACAUUUAAAAAAAACUUCUAACAGAGAAUCAAUUAUUAAAUCCCUAAAGACUGAUGAUGGAAUUAUAAAUGAAGAAAUGAAGAAAAAAUUAUUAGAAAAAACACCAUUAGCAAGAAUAUUUCGAAUAUGUAAAUCUGAGUAUGGAUUAAUGUUUAUUGGCUGUAUUGGUUCCGGAAUUAAUGGUGCUAUUAUGCCUUUAUUUGGCGUGGUGCUUGCUUCAUUUCUGGAUAUUUUUUCACGAACUGAUCAUGCAUUUGCAAAUUUUGCUCAAUUAUCAAUGUUCAUGUUAUCUGGUGAACGUCUCACAAAACGUCUUAGAAGAUUAACUUUUGAAGCAUUAUUAAACCAAGAAAUUGCAUACUUUGAUGAUGAAAAAAAUGGAACUGGUGUGUUAACUUCAAAAUUGGCAGUAGACGCAACGAAAGUUAAAGGGUUAAGUGGUGGUCUAAUGGGAACUGUUCUACAGAAUUGUUUUAAUACAGUAAUUGGAUUAACACGCGCAGCAUAUGAAGGCACUGGUCAAAUAGUUCAACAAAGUGUUUCCAAUAUGCGAACGAUUGCGGCAUUAACUAGAGAAGAAACCUUCAAAACAAGAUAUCAAAAUGCAAUAAGAGAGCCACAUAAAAUCGCAAUUAAAGGAAGUUUACUGUCAUCAUUUGGAUUUGUUGCGGCCCUUUCAAUCUUUGAAAUUUUAGAUAGAAAAUCUCUUAUAGAUCCUACAGAUAACGAAGGCAAGGACCGUCCUACGCCAGUAUUAGGAGAUUCUUCAUUCCACUCUGUUCAUUUCAAUUAUCCUGCUCGUCCGAAUGUACCAAUACUUCGAGGUUUGGACUUGUCAAUAUAUUCUGGAAAGACCAUUGCGCUUGUUGGAUCAUCAGGUUCAGGGAAAUCAACGGUUGUUUCGUUAUUGCUAAGAUUUUAUGAUGUGAAUUCUGGAGAAGUUGAAGUUGAGGGUGUUAAUGUACAGCAAUGGAAUUUAGAGUAUUUAAGAGCGAAUAUGGCGUUGGCAUAUGGAAAAGAAGGUUGUACUACAGAAGAAAUCGAAGAAGCUGCGAAAGAAGCAAAUAUCCAUAAUUUUAUUACAGCUUUACCGGAUGGGUAUAAUACUCGCGUAGGCGAAAAUGGAACACAACUUAGUGGUGGUCAAAAACAG